AAGGACAUUUUUAGGGUGGGGAUAAGUGAGCCGAUCUCCUCCUUGAUGCCUGGUGGUCGCAGUUCCCUCAGCCUGGCUCAAUAUAUUGACCUCGCCCUACAGAUCAUUGGUUCCACGUUCACUGUGGGGGAGGCGGAUGCUGAGCCAGAGUUCCACGUCAUGGCCGCCGCCGAGCCAGAGUUCCACGUCAUGGCCGCCGCCGAGCCAGAGUUCCACGUCAUGGCCGCCGCCGAGCCAGAGUUCCACGUCAUGGCCUUCGCCGAGCCAGAGUUCCACGUCAUGGCCUUCGCCGAGCCAGAGUUCCAUGACAUGGCCGCCGCCGAGCCAGAGUGCCACGUCAUGGCCGCCAAGCCAGAGUUUCUCUUCAUGGUCGCUGAGCUAUCACCAUCUUUUGCUCCAUUCCAUGUCACAGCAACGCCUCAGCCUGCUCCAUGCCACGUCACAGCAACACCUCAGCCUGCUCCAUGCCAUGUCACAGCAACGCCUCAGUCUGCUCCAUGCCACGUCACAGCCACACCUGAGCAGUUGGACCUGGAGAUGGUUCCCACCCUUAUACCCACCCUUAGUUCUCCUGAGCAGGCAAGAGGAACUUUCGGCCCUCCGACCCCGCCUGGACCCUCCGAGCCCUGGAUUUCGCCUUGGCCUGUCGGUCCCUCGACAUUGCCUCAGCUCUGCGUUCCCUCGGCUCCACUGUGGUCAUUCAGCCUGUCGGCUUUGCCGGGGUCCCUCGUCCCUCCGGCUCCUUCUUGGUCUGUCGGUCACCUGGCUCUGCCUUGGCUCUCCGAUCCUCUGGCUGCACCUCAUCCCUCCGAUCUGUCAGCUUCACUGGGGACCUCCUUCCCUAUGGCUCCACCUUGGUCCUCAGUCCCACCGGCUCCACCUCAGUCUUUCGAUCCCCCAACUCUGCCUUGCUCCUCCGAGCAUCCAGCACCGCCUUGGUCCUCCCUGCCAUCGGCUUCACCCUGGCCCUUCGAGUCUUCGGCUACUCUCCGGGCACCAAGUUCCAUGGCUCCGCUCCUCGAGCCUCUCACGGCUCCAUCUUCCAUGGCCCCGCCCUUCAAGCCUCUCAUGGCUCCACCCCCCAUGGACUCUACCCUGGUCCCAUGCCCCUCGCCCUUUCUCGCCACGCCAUGCCCCACACCUCAAGACACCGCCCCCAACAGCUCCCUACAGAACUUUGAAUUUAUGUCAUGUUUUACGUGUUUUGUUUAUGUGUUGGAGCGUCGGGAGCCGCCCCUUAGUGGGGGGGAUAUGUCAUGUGAAUUUUGUUGAUUCAUGUUUUAUUUUGAAAUGUUUAGUUCCUGUUUCCCUUGUCAUGUGAUUUCAUGUUCUCCCUCCAUGUUCAUGUGUCAUGUUUUCAUUGGUUUAUUGUUUAAUUAUCUUGUUAGAGUUCUGUUUGUUCAUUGGUUUAUGUUCUCCCAUGUCUUGUAUUUAAGCCCUCAUGUUUGCAUUGUCUGGUUGUCAAGUAUUGAAUGUAACUUUGUAGUCAUGUUUAAGUCAAGUUAUGUCAUGUUGUGUUUAAGUCAAGUCUAGUUCAUGUUUAUAUUUAGUUCACGUUUAUAUUUAGGGUUUUUGGAUUACUGCACUUUGUAAAUAAACUGC
Messenger RNA from Myxocyprinus asiaticus (Chinese sucker), 1602 nucleotides. RefSeq lists its product as uncharacterized. The transcript has 2 exons. Bases 46 to 1272 code for a protein of 408 amino acids. The record is from RefSeq and is a predicted model, not a curated record. NCBI's taxonomy places the organism in Eukaryota, Metazoa, Chordata, Actinopteri, Cypriniformes, Catostomidae.